AUGGAUAUGCACGCUAUCAAGGACCUCCUCAAACAGUAUACCGUGAGCAACGUCACGAAGGCCAUCCAUAGGACUCCCUAUCCGGCCAUCUUGCCCACCCGACCGGAGCUGAGCCAGGCCGGCCGCACAGUGCUCGUGACUGGAGGUGGCACAGGCGUUGGGUUCGGAGUCGCUCGAAACUUCGUUCAGGCCUCCGCAGACACCGUCAUCAUCGUCGGUCGCCGUGCUGCAGUCCUCGACACGGCUGCCUCUAGCCUCGAGCAAAUCGCGAAAGCUGCCGGCACAAGCACCAAGAUCAUCACAAAGACUUGUGAUAUCACCAACAUCGCGCAGAUUGAAGCAUUGUGGAAGGACCUGAGCGCACAGAAGAUCACCGUGGACGUCUUCGUCAGCAAUGCUGUCAAGUUCACCGAGCCGAAGCCGCUGCUCGAACUUGGGGCGGAUGAAGUCUGGUCGCAGAUGGAGGCCAACGUGAAGGCUCCCAUAUACUUUGCUCAGCAAUUCUGCACCCAACCCGGUGGCGGUCAGAAGUUCAUCAUCAACAUCACCAGCGCCGUCAUCCACACGAACGCGGAUCCAGUCAUCCAACAACGUCCGGCAUACAGCCUAACGAAGGGGGCUGGAACGCUGUACUUUUACCUCCUUGCCAAUGAGGUGCCGGCCGACAAGGUCCAGAUCGUCAGUUUCCAUCCUGGCCUCAUCUAUAAUGAAAUGUGGGGAGAGGGAGGCUUUGACGAACAUGAUGACUUGUUCGAUUCCGCCGACAUACCUGGUGGAGUUGCAGUCUGGGGUGCCUCGAAAGAAGCUGCCUUCCUCCACGGCCGCUUCUUCUGGGCCACCUGGGAUGUCAAUGAACUCUCCACUGGGGAGCUCCGGAAGCGUUGCGAAACCGACCCUUACUUCCUCACACCUUCGGUCAUAGGGCUGAAGGGCAGGUCCCUGGCCUGA
Molecule: messenger RNA, 948 nt
Organism: Capronia coronata CBS 617.96
Lineage: Eukaryota; Fungi; Ascomycota; Eurotiomycetes; Chaetothyriales; Herpotrichiellaceae
Exons: 3
Coding region: 1-948 (315 amino acids)
Molecular function (GO): oxidoreductase activity, acting on the CH-OH group of donors, NAD or NADP as acceptor
Source: RefSeq, a predicted model, not a curated record